GCAAAUUUGUGUUAUAUACCUAUAAAAUUCCAAACGACCAAGUAGAAAAGUUAAGGAAUCAAAUAGCUGAAAAAUGUUCGGAAAUUUGGUGCGAAAUCGGUUUAAUUUUGCUACCCCUUCAUCGCUAGCGGUAUCCAGAUGGUUCCACCUUGGAACAAUCGAUGCGGCCGCCCGCAAAGGCACACGUGAAAAGGCUCGCAAGAGCAAAGUUAAGAAGGUUAUCGAAAAAACCGGCUUUAUCCGGCACGAUAUGCGGAACAAGGAUAAGCUCAACUUGAACCUAACGAACAAACACAUUGACGAUAGCUGGAAGCAGAGUCCAAUCGAUAACUGUUGGGUCAGCAAGUACUAUAAAUGGAAGGUGUAUACAGUGGCCGAAGCAGUGCAGUGCCAUCGGGAAACACAUCAUCCAACCGUCUAUAACCUUCCAAAUGCUCCUUUGCAAGCACACGUCGAGCUAAAUAUGCAAGCGGAGAAAAUAACGCGAUUCGUCGACAACUUCCAACGAAUGGUGGCCAUCCCACACCAGUUCGAGCAUGGCGAGAAUCGCAAUAUUAUUGUUUUUGCCAAAGGUCAAGAUAUUCUAAAAGAGGCUAGUAAAUCCGGAGCAACGCUGGUUGGCGGGAUCGAGCUCAUAAAGGAAAUUCAAAACGGUGAUUUACAGUUAUCCGAGUAUCCGUUUGUGUUGGCUCAUCCCAAUAUUCUUCCGGAUCUGGUCGUUAUUCGUGGCUUGCUCAAGAAGAACAAGUUUCCUAAUCCUAAAAACGGAACCCUCGGCGUUAACCUCGCGGAGAUGAUUGAGAGGUACUCUCAUGGAAUUCAGUAUUCGGCUGAAAAGGAUGAGUAUCAGAAGGAUUUCGGAUCGAUUGUUGCUACUAUCGGAACACUUCAAAUGGAUAGUGCAAAAUUAGAAGAAAAUUUGUCGACACUGUUAAAAGAUAUUGCUACGAUGCGACCAAAAAGGGAAGGAAAAUUUAUUACACGAGUACUGCUAAAAAGUCCACCUUCUGGAGAGUCAUUGAAAAUAAACCCUUUCCUGUAUGUUCCGGAGGAAGGAAAGGCAUCAAACAAAAAGGGACCUUCAGAUGAAGCCGAUGAAUAUGAUCGGGACGAUGAAAAGGAAAUCGCUGCUGCCGGCGCGAAUUAGGUAAUGUAUUUUUGUAGGUUUAUUAGUCCUUAAUUACAAUAUACAAACCGCAUUUUAUCAAA
This is a messenger RNA of Uranotaenia lowii, 1209 nucleotides long. It is a transcript of the gene mRpL1, whose product is annotated as 50S ribosomal protein L1. NCBI's taxonomy places the organism in Eukaryota, Metazoa, Arthropoda, Insecta, Diptera, Culicidae. The record is from RefSeq and is a predicted model, not a curated record. The transcript is spliced from 2 exons. The coding region runs from base 74 to 1147 and encodes 357 amino acids.